Messenger RNA from Jaculus jaculus (lesser Egyptian jerboa), 2711 nucleotides. It is a transcript of the gene Galc, whose product is annotated as galactosylceramidase. Gene Ontology annotation, molecular function: galactosylceramidase activity. The transcript is spliced from 17 exons. Gene Ontology annotation, biological process: galactosylceramide catabolic process. The coding region runs from base 16 to 2079 and encodes 687 amino acids. The record is from RefSeq and is a predicted model, not a curated record. Lineage: Eukaryota; Metazoa; Chordata; Mammalia; Rodentia; Dipodidae. Gene Ontology annotation, cellular component: lysosome.
CAUGUGACCCACACAAUGGCUGAUUGCCUAGUCCGGGCCUCCCGGCAACGGCGAGCCAAAGUCAUGACCACCGCCGCGGGUUCGGCGGGCGGCGCCGCGGUGUCCCUGCUGCUGUGCGCGCUGCUGGCGCCCGGCGGUGGCGGCGCGUACGUGCUCGACGACUCCGACGGGCUGGGCCGGGAGUUCGACGGCAUCGGCGCGGUCAGCGGCGGCGGGGCAACCUCCCGACUUCUAGUAAAUUACCCAGAGCCCUAUCGUUCUGAAAUACUGGAUUAUCUCUUUAAGCCAGACUUCGGUGCCUCUUUGCAUAUUUUGAAAGUUGAAAUAGGUGGUGAUGGGCAAACAACAGAUGGUACAGAACCCUCUCAUAUGCACUAUGCCCUAGAUGAGAAUUAUUUUCGAGGCUAUGAAUGGUGGUUAAUGAAGGAAGCUAAGAAGAGGAACCGUGAUAUUAUACUUAUGGGGUUGCCAUGGUCAUUCCCUGGAUGGCUGGGCAGAGGUUUCACCUGGCCUUAUGUCAAUCUUCAGCUGACUGCCUACUAUAUUGUGAGCUGGAUUGUGGGCGCCAAGCAUUAUCAUGAUUUGGACAUUGAUUAUAUUGGAAUUUGGAAUGAAAGGACAUUUGACGUCAAUUAUAUCAAGGUGUUAAGAAAGGUGAUGGACUCUCAAGGUCUCCAGCGGGUGAAAAUCAUAGCGAGUGAUAAUCUUUGGGAGCCUAUUUCUUCUUCCAUGCUGCUUGACCCUGAGCUCUUCAAGGUGAUUGAUGUUAUAGGGGCUCACUAUCCUGGAACCCAUUCAGUCUGGAAUGCGAAGUUGACUGGGAAGAAACUUUGGUCUUCUGAAGACUUUAGCACUUUAAACAAUGACAUAGGAGCAGGAUGCUGGGGCCGCAUACUAAAUCAGAAUUACAUCAAUGGCAACAUGACUUCCACAAUUGCCUGGAAUUUGGUGGCUAGUUACUAUGAAGAACUACCUUACGGGCGGUGUGGACUGAUGACUGCCCAGGAGCCAUGGAGUGGGCACUAUGUAGUAGAAUCGCCUAUAUGGGUUUCAGCUCAUACAACUCAGUUUACUCGACCAGGUUGGUAUUAUCUGAAGACAGUUGGCCAUCUACAGAAAGGGGGAAGCUAUGUAGCUCUGACUGAUGGCUUAGGUAACCUCACCAUCAUCGUUGAAACUAUGACUCAUAAACAUUCUAUGUGUAUAAGGCCCUUUCUACCUUAUUACAAUGUUUCAAAGCAGUUGGCCACCUUUGAUCUUCAAGGAUCUUUUAGUGGACUACCAGAGCUGCAGGUGUGGUACACCAAACUUGGAAGCUCCUCGGAGAAAGUUCUUUUUAAGCAACUGGAUUCCCUAUGGGUCCUUGACAGUGGUGGCCGCUUCACCCUGGAGCUGCAUGAGGAUGAGCUAUUCACACUCACCACUCUCACCACAGGUCGUAAAGGCAGCUACCCACUUCCUCCCACAUCCAAGCCCUUCCCACCCAUCUAUAAGGAUGAUUUCAAUAUGGAUUACCCAUUUUUUAGUGAAGCUCCAAAUUUUGCUGACCAGACUGGUGUGUUCGAGUACUACCUGAACAGCGAAGACCCCAGCGAGCACCGCUUCACCCUCCGCCAGGUUCUCAACCAGCGGCCCAUCACCUGGGCAGCUGAUGCUUCCAGCACGAUCAGCAUCAUAGGAGAUCACCAAUGGACCAAUCUGACUGUCCAAUGCGAUGUUUACAUAGAGACCCCUGAGAGAGGAGGAGUGUUCAUUGCAGGAAGAGUGGAUAAAGGUGGCAUUUUGGUUAGAAUGGCAUCAGGAGUUUUCUUCUGGGUUUUUGCAAAUGGAUCUUACAAAGUCACAGCGGAUAUAGGUGGAUGGAUCAUAUAUACUUCUGGCCAUGUUGAAAUUAUAGCAAAAAAGUGGUAUACCCUCACACUACUAAUUAAGGAUUCUUUGGCCUCUGGCCUGUUGGAUGGCAAGAUACUAUGGAAGAAUGUUUCUGUGAAAUAUCCGAAGAAUGGCUGGGCAGCUAUAGGAACUCAUUCCUUUGAAUUUGCACAGUUUGACAACUUUCGUGUGGAAGCCACACGCUAAUAUUCACAGAGCAUCAAGAACAGUUUGGAUUUUUUCAUUUUCAUUUUGCUUCAAAACCAAUCUUUGUUUUGAUGGACAAUAUUUUUGAGGCUAAAAAAAUGAAGAGUAAAUGGAGAUAAAGUUUUGCUUGAUCCUGUGAAAGAUUUUAUUUGAACUAAAUCCAAAGGGAAUGGAGGUAGAUCAUUAGCAUUGGCUGGCGUGUCCCUUAAAAUUCAGACCAUCCAUCAGUCCUGGUUUGGGUGGUUGUGACUUCAUGAUCUUGCUGCUAAAACUAAGGAAGCUCUCUUUGUCCUCUCUGCAAGUGAUCAAGCAGAUGACCAUAGUUUGAUGAUCACAGAGGCGUUUUUGUGAGUGCUAACACAUCUAAGUGUGAUGCCAUUGUCCUAGAUGAUUGUGUGCCUGACACAUCUGAGUGUGAUGCGUUGUCCUAGACGAUUGUGUGUCUGAAGAGGAAGCUGAAUGACUCUUCAUUGCUUUCCUCUGUAUGCUAACACAUCCCUCCUUCACCGUCCUCUCUCCCUCUGUUCUCUUUGCUUUUGAUUUGUGUGAUACGAGUGGACGAUUUGAAAAUACAACAUUAAUAAACUAAAUCUACAGCUAUUUUUAUAGUAAUAAACAUUAAAUUAACUGGG